CCUUGUCCCGCCCCUCCGUGAAAACAGCAGAUGCUCCAUUUUGUUUGAUUUUCUAGUUUGCGGUCACUGUUGAUAGAAAGAAAGAAAACACCUCACAGACAACGGGUCAAAGAUACACACAGCAUCAAAAAUGAGCGGAUGUCGUAUUUUCAUCGGGCGGCUGAGUCCGUCUGCGAGAGAGAAGGAUGUGGAGAGGUUCUUUAAGGGAUACGGCCGCAUCCGGGACAUCGACCUGAAGAGGGGCUUCGGCUUUGUGGAGUUCGACGACCCCAGAGAUGCUGAAGAUGCCGUUUAUGAGCUUGAUGGCAAAGAGUUGUGCAAUGAAAGGGUGACCAUUGAACACGCCCGUGUGCGCCUGCGUGGCGGUCGUGGCAGAGGAGGCAGCGGCGGCAAUGGAGGAGGUCGAUUCUCUGAUCGCUAUGGUCGAGGCUCCCAGAACAGUCGGAGCCGGAACCCUCCUCCGAUGCGCACGGAGAACCGCCUGAUAGUGGAGAACUUGUCCUCUCGCGUCAGCUGGCAGGAUCUGAAAGAUUUCAUGAGACAAGCUGGAGAGGUGACAUUUGCAGACGCACAUCGCCCCAAGCUCAACGAAGGGGUUGUUGAGUUUGCUGCUUAUGGUGAUCUGAAAAAUGCUCUUGAGAAACUGUCUGGAAAGGAAAUCAAUGGCAGGAAAAUUAAGCUCAUUGAGGCAGCAAAGAAGAGGUCGAGGAGUCGCUCCCGGUCUGAGAGCUCCUCUCGCUCUCGCUCCCGAUCUCGUGGACGCUCACCAUCUCGCUCCCCCCGGCGUUCCCGCAGCCCCGCCAAGGCCAGCAAUCGUUCCCGCUCUCGCAGCCGCUCGCCAGCCGGCGGAGCCUCCUCCCCAACCCCCAAAUCGAAGGAGCCCCCAAAGAGAUCCUCCAAGACGAGCAAGUCAGCCACCCCGCCCUCCCCUAUGCCUGCUCAGAGAGCGUCCGUCUCUCGCUCGCGCUCCCGCUCACGUUCCCGCUCUCGUUCUCCCUCCACUGACAGCCAACGCUAAAACCUACGUUUAAGGUAAACAGGAGUCAACAGCAGAAACAGCUUUCACGAUUAGAAUCAGAAUGGAGGAGAAGAGCACAUUGGAGCUCUCAUUACCUCUUCUGACCGCAGUUUUCCUCGAGUACUCGAGUAAUGUUUUUUUUUUUUUUAUGUUUUGUCAAUACUAUGUUUGUGUAGCUUUUUAGAUUUCAAACUACACAUGCUGAAAAAAUGAUAUUCUAAUAUUUUUCUCCCCAUAGGGCAUUUUAUAAUUAAAAUAAACGUACAAAACAGACCACACAUUUUAUUAUUCUCCUCAUUUCCUGCCAUUUUUAGACCCAUUUAUGUUUUGACUACCUGUGACUCCGCCCCUCUGAGUGAACCCAUCCAAAUAGACUGCUGGUCCAGUUCUGCUGCACCGCCGUGUCCUCUCUUAAAGUCGCUUAAAUUAUCCGGCUGAACCAGGCUCGCUGCCAUUGGCUCCGUAGAGUAAGUCAUCUCUAUACUUUAAAAUCUUAGCAGAGGGAAUCUGUUGUUUUUUUUGUUUUUUUAGCAUCAGCAGGAUCCUUCUGAUAAGCUACAUGACCACUUUCUUUACUUUGUGUGCUCAUUCUGCUGUUAGUGGGAAACUUUUCGUAUCAUUUUCGAUUUUUGUCCGUAUCACCCACAUUUUCAAAGUCCUUGAACCUCUUUUUUUCUGUAUUUUCUGACCCACUGUACCUACCACAGCUGGUGUAAGUCAUACCGAUACCUUUUUGAUGCUUGCAUGUGCUUUUCUUUGAACAGAGUUUAGACUCAUUACUAUUGAAAAUAUCUUCUCUGUGCAUAAAGCUCAAAUACAAGCCACCAUUCUAACUGGCAUUGGCAGCUUCAGUGUAAAGGGCACUGUACAGUAACACACUAUUACUGCAUUUGAUGAGCUAUUCAGUAAUAAACUGUAAAUUCCAUUUUCUUGCAGUUGACAGUUGAAUUUUUACUUUGUUAGAAGAUGUUAAAAAAGCAAAAAAAAAAGUCCAUUUGGGAUAAGGUCAACACUUUAAUGUGAGCACUUUAAGUGGUGUAACUUUAAAGAAUGCAGUUUAUUUGAGCAUUGUGUGUUUUUUUUAAUUUAGUUGAAAGGUUUUGUGUACAGCAUCGCAAACUUGUGUGGCAUAAGUGUAUAAUGUAAUUCCAAGAAUGCUUGUUGGUCUGUGUCUGAUGUUUCUGUGCUUCGAAUGAACACGUAGACGAAGAGUUCAGAAAACAUUUUUGUACAUAAGGAUUUUAUUUUCAGUGAAAAACAUUGGACGUUUGUAUGGUGUAAGGAAGACAAUGGACGUAAACAAUAAAAAAAAA
Messenger RNA from Labrus bergylta (ballan wrasse), 2331 nucleotides. It is a transcript of the gene srsf5b, whose product is annotated as serine and arginine rich splicing factor 5b. Gene Ontology annotation, molecular function: mRNA binding. Gene Ontology annotation, cellular component: cytoplasm; nucleus. Lineage: Eukaryota; Metazoa; Chordata; Actinopteri; Labriformes; Labridae. The record is from RefSeq and is a predicted model, not a curated record.